CUCUGUCUCUCUCUCUCUCUCUCUCUCUCUCUCUCUCUCUCUCUCUCUGUGUCCGUGUCUCUGCGUUUCGGUGAUAGCGGUGGCGAGAUCCUGCGAGAGAGAAGAAGUAACCUUCGGAAUAAGAAUCACUUCUCUCAUUGCCAAACCUCUGUCGUCUUCAGAAUCUGAUCGGACCCAAGCGCUAAUCCACCGUCCGUCCCUCAUCGCCAUCACAGUAUUCUCUCUCUCCGUGUCUGUGUGUGGGCGAGAGAGUGCGGGCAAUCGUGCUGGUUUGAGCAGUUUGUAUCGGAAAGAUAAUUGAUUUUGGUUGGCGUUUCUGGAUUGCUGAUGUGCAGGGACUGUAUCUGUCGAAUUAACCCGGGUAAUCCAGCGUAAAUGGGUCGCAAGAAGCCCACAGCCCGGGACGAUGACAACCCAGCUCCGGCUGCGAAAUCCAAGAAGAAGGCGGUUGUGAUAGACGACGAUGAGUACUCGGUCGGGACGGAAUUAUCCGAAGAACGGGAAGUUCCGGAGGAGCCGGUGGUGAUUACUGGGAAAAAUAAAGGCAAGAAGGGAACCUCAAAGGCUCAGCAGCCCAAAGAGGAGGAAGAAGAUGUCGAGAUGGCGGUCGAAGAGGACGAUGCUCCCCCGCCUGCUGUAUUCACAGGGAAAAAGAAGGGGAUGUCGAAAAAGGGGGGAGGUGGUAAUGCAUUUGCAGGUUUUGGAUUGCUUGGAGACGAGGGAGAGGAUGAGGAGGAUGAGGAGGAUGAAGAGGAGGCAUCGGUGUUGACUGCUGAGAGAGGAGAUAGCGAGGAAGAGGAGGCCCCGGCUAUUAGUUUUUCUGGAAAGAAGAAGAAGUCCUCAAAGAAAGGAAGUAAGGGUGAGAAAACUUCGUUUACGGCCUCAGGUUUUGGUGCUUUAGAUGACGACGAUGAGGUGGAUGAAGGGGCUGUGGUUGAUAGUGAUCACGAAAGCAAACCGAUUGAUGAUAAUGGCGACGAGCCUGUAAUUGCUUUUACAGGGAAGAAAAAGCCCUCGAAGGGCGGAAAGAAAGGUGGGGCUGGUGGUUUUAGUGCUCUGGGUCAGGAGGAGGAGGAGAAGGAGGCGGAUGAGGACGAGGAAGUAGAUGCAGUAACAUUUUCAGGGAAGAAGAAGAAGUCUUCUAAGACCUCCAAGAAGAGCGAUGGGCACUCAUUUACCGCAUCGGGUUUUGGUGCUUUGGGUGAAGAAGAUGAGGAGGAGAAGGAGAAGGAAGAUGAGGACGAGGAAAUCAGCAACAUUACCUUUACAGGGAAGAAGAAGAAGAAGUCUUCAAAGGCCUCAAAAAAGAGCGGUGGCAAUUCAUUUAGUGCUGCUGACUUCGCUGAUGAAGGGAGUGUCGAGGAUUACUCUGCACUAGAGGCCCCUAGCGCCAUUCAUGAGACUGUUAAGGAUGAAGGUAAGAAGAAGGAAGACGUGGUAGAGACUGCAAAGAACAAGAAGAAGAAAAAGAAGAGUGGGAGGACUGCUCAGGAAGAAGACGACUUAGAUAAAAUUCUUGCAGAGCUUGGUGGAGGUCCUUCUGUUUCAAAGCCAGUUGAGCCACUUCCCAAGGAGGAGAAAGUUGAUCUUCAGCCUGAGCCAGUUACCCAAGCAGAACCAGCGGCUGAGAAAGUAGGUGAAGAAGAACAUUUGGAAUCUGCUGCUGCAAAGAAGAAGAAAAAGAAGAAAGAAAAGGAAAAGGAGAAGAAGGCGGCUGCUGCAGCAGCUGUUGACGAAAAGCCUGAGGAACCAAAAGCAACUGCAGAACCUAAGAAGAAUGAAGCAAAGGGUAAGGCUGCUGACAAGAAGGUUUCUAGGCAGGUCAGAGAGAUGCAGGAGGCUCUUGCAAGGCGGAAAGAAGCUGAAGAGAGGAAGAAGAGAGAAGAAGAGGAGAAGCAAAGGAAGGAAGAAGAGGAGCGUAGAAGGCAAGAAGAACUUGAGAGGCAAGCUGAGGAGGCUAGGCGUCGGAAAAAGGAAAAGGAGAAGGAGAAGCUGCUAAAGAAGAAACAGGAAGGCAAGCUCUUAACUGCUAAACAGAAGGAAGAAGCUCGCCGGCUAGCUGCUAUGAGGGAGCAGAUACUAGCCAAUGCAAAUUUGCCAUCUGCUGGUGAUACUGGCAGUGCGCAAGCAAAAAGGCCCAUUUACCAGACCAAGAAAUCCAAACAAGCUCGCCAGCAGGCUAACGGUGCUGCCCCUGUUAAGGAGGUUGAGAGCGAUGAACCUAGGGAUAUCCAGCAAGAAACUGUUAGUGAAGCUGAUUCAAUGGAGCCAGAAAAAAUUGAGGAAGUGGAACUGGUAAACGCAGAAGAAAAGUCGGAAGUUGGUGAUGCUGAAGAAGAGAAUGGGAUGGCGGAAGAUGAGGACGAGGAUGAGUGGGAUGCAAAGAGUUGGGAUGAUGUCAAUAUUUCGGUCAAAAGCUCAUUCGCUGAAGAGGAGGCAGACUCUGAGCCUGAAAAGGUGGCCAAAAAGGAGAGAAAGGGUGCAGUUGCAGUUCCUCCUGCUGCUACAAAGUUGAGCAGUGCUCCCAAGAAAGUCGUUCCUUCUGAACAUGUGAAAUCUGAGGAGGUUAAGAAAACCCAGCCUGAGGCUGAAGUUGGAGAGCGGAAUAAGACAAAAGGGACUGCCCCAGCAAAAGCUGGCCCUGGUCCCUCUCCAACUCCUAAACCUAGCGGAGAGAAGCUUCGUUCUCCAAUUUGCUGUAUUAUGGGGCACGUUGACACUGGGAAGACCAAACUUUUGGACUGCAUUCGGGGCACAAAUGUACAGGAAGGUGAAGCUGGGGGUAUUACACAACAAAUAGGUGCCACAUACUUCCCUGCUGAGAACAUAAGGGAGAGGACCAAGGAACUUAAAGCUGAUGCAACACUCAAGGUCCCCGGACUGCUUGUUAUUGACACACCUGGGCACGAAUCAUUCACGAACUUACGUUCACGAGGUUCAGGUUUAUGUGACAUUGCUAUUCUGGUGGUUGACAUCAUGCAUGGCUUGGAGCCACAGACCAUAGAGUCGUUGAAUCUAUUAAAAAUGAGGAACACAGAGUUCAUAGUCGCGUUGAAUAAGGUUGACAGGCUUUAUGGGUGGAAAACAUGCAAUAAUGCACCUAUUGUUAAGGCUAUGAAGCAACAAACGAAAGACGUGCAAAACGAGUUUAAUAUGAGACUCAUACAGAUUAUAACUCAAUUUAAGGAGCAGGGUCUAAAUACCGAGCUAUAUUACAAAAACAAAGAAAUGGGAGAAACGUUUAGUAUUGUGCCUACAAGUGCAAUCAGUGGGGAAGGCAUACCGGACUUGUUACUUUUACUGGUACAAUGGUCUCAGAAGACCAUGGUUGAAAAACUAACAUAUAUUGACGAAAUUCAGUGCACAGUACUGGAGGUCAAGGUGGUUGAAGGCCAUGGGACAACUAUCGAUGUCGUGUUAGUUAAUGGGGUACUUCAUGAAGGAGAUCAGAUCGUUGUCUGUGGUUUGCAGGGGCCUAUUGUCACCACCAUUCGAGCUCUAUUGACGCCCCAUCCUAUGAAGGAACUCCGAGUGAAGGGAACAUAUUUGCACCACAAAGAAAUUAAGGCCGCUCAGGGUAUAAAGAUCUCUGCACAGGGACUGGAGCAUGCCAUUGCUGGCACUGGUCUAUACGUGGUGGGUCCUGAUGAUGAUAUUGAGGACGUCAAGGAAGCUGCAAUGGAAGAUAUGAAGUCCGUAAUGAGCCGAAUUGACAAGACCGGUGAGGGAGUUUGUGUACAGGCAUCUACACUCGGCUCAUUAGAGGCAUUGCUAGAGUUCUUGAAGUCCCCAGCAGUAAGCAUUCCAGUUAGCGGUAUAAGCAUCGGGCCUGUGCACAAAAAGGAUGUGAUGAGAGCCUCUGUGAUGCUUGAGAAGAAAAAGGAAUUUGCCACCAUCUUAGCCUUUGACGUGAAAGUGACCCCUGAAGCUCGGGAGCUUUCAGAAGAAUUGGGCGUUAAGAUCUUCAUGGCGGAUAUUAUCUAUCAUCUAUUUGAUCAGUUCAAGGCUUAUAUAGACAACAUCAAGGAAGAAAAGAAGAAGGAAGCAGCAGAUGAGGCAGUCUUCCCUUGUGUGCUCAAGAUUAUACCCAACUGUGUUUUCAACAAGAAGGACCCAAUAGUGUUGGGUGUUGAUGUCCUCGAAGGGAUCGCUAAGGUGGGGACUCCGAUAUGUAUUCCUCAGAGGGAGUUUAUUGAUAUUGGCCGUAUUGCAUCAAUUGAGAAUAAUAAAAAACCAGUUGAUACUGCCAAGAAAGGCCAAAAGGUGGCAAUUAAGAUUGUUGGUAGCAACCCUGAAGAGCAGCAGAAGAUGUAUGGGAGGCACUUUGACUUGGAGGAUGAGCUAGUGAGUCAUAUCUCGAGGAGGUCGAUCGAUAUUCUCAAAACGAAUUACCGGGAUGAUCUUUCCAUUGAGGAGUGGAAACUCGUCGUGAAGUUGAAGAGCCUAUUCAAAAUACAGUAAGAUGGUUACGUCCCCAUGCUUAAAUUUCCUGAUCCGGAUCCUCCCAGACUCUCCAGGGGUUGCUGCUUGGGUGAAGGAUUCUUCUAGCAGCCGCCGGGAUCAACGAUGAGAAGGAAGAACUAGGAUCUCCUCAGCAGUAAAUUGCCCGAUUUCGUGAGGAAGACCUGACCCAUAGGUCGGGGGUUCUUUGACGAUGUUUUUGCUCUAUCAAAUAUGUAAUAUGAGGUUGAGAUACGAGGUUCGUGUGUCGAUGCCGAACUUUUCGGAUGAAGAGAGAUGGAAAUAAAUUUGGUAUUUCUGUCGGCAGACGCUAAAAAUUAUUUCUGGCACGUCAAGUUCUGUACUUAAAUUUCCUUUUUCUCUGAGUUGAGGCUUCAAUGGUUUCAUCAAUUUUGAGAUUUUGUUUUUGUUGGAUCAAAUUAAAGGCCGUCUUUACUGUUGGUCGGAACAUUAUACACAAUUUCUAGAUA
Molecule: messenger RNA, 4931 nt
Organism: Punica granatum (pomegranate)
Lineage: Eukaryota; Viridiplantae; Streptophyta; Magnoliopsida; Myrtales; Lythraceae
Source: RefSeq, a predicted model, not a curated record